AUGGCCCACCGCCUCCUCUCCUUCCCGCCUUGGGCCGGAACAACCUUCGUUCCACGCGGUCCUAAGACAAACGGCGAGAUUCCUUCCAAUAUCGACCCUACCAAAGCCUCUCUCCCAACGCCUUUCACGGCCGUCAUCACCGGCGCAAGCAGAGGAAUCGGAGCCGCGACAGCCAAAGUCUUCGCCCAAGCAGGCGCUACCGGUCUCAUCUUGACCGCGCGCAAAGCAGCCGAUAUCGAAGAAACAAAAGCAGCCUGCGAGCAGGUCGCAAAGAAUAAAGACCUCAAAGUCGUCCGCGUGUCUGCGGAUGUUUCCGAAGAAAUAUCCGCUAUCAACCUCGCGGAGAUAGUGAAACAAGAAUUCGAAGGAAACCUAGAUCUUCUCAUCAACAACGCAGGUCUGGUCGGGACGAACCCCACCAUGCUGUCCCCUCUACACGAACAGGAUUCCUCCCAAGUAGAAGUCACCACGAACACGAAUUAUCUGGGCAGGGUGUAUAUGAUCAAACAUCUUCUUCAUUCGAUCCUCUCGAACCCUCGCCCUACCAAAUCCAUCAUUAACAUUUCCAGCGUUGGCAGUCAUAUCCCUGGCUCUCCACUCGGAUUUGGGAUUUCUGCUUUGGCUACGAAUCGUCUCUCGGAGAGGGUGGCUUUGAUGUACGGAGAGCAGGGCGUUUUCUGUGCGGCUGUGCAUCCGGGUGCUGUGGAGCCGGAUGUGCUGCCGCCUGGGUGGCCGGAGAGUGUGAGGGAGUGGUCGACGGAUGCGCGUGGGCUUUGUGGGGCCUGGUUGGUUUGGUUGAUUUCCGGUGGGGAGAGGAAGGAAUGGUUGAAUGGGAGGUAUUUGGAUGUUACGUGGGACGUGGAGGAGUUGGAGAAGAGGAAGGAGGAGAUUGUUGAGAAGGAUUUGUUAAAGAUGAGGAUGACGGUGUAA
Messenger RNA from Lecanosticta acicola, 930 nucleotides. Lineage: Eukaryota; Fungi; Ascomycota; Dothideomycetes; Mycosphaerellales; Mycosphaerellaceae. The record is from the annotation of a GenBank genome assembly.